AUGUUGUUCACAAGAAGUCGCAAAAUUCACAACCCAUUCAAGAAAUCCUCAAAAUCUUCACAAAAAUCAUAUCACUACAACAGCUCUGCAAGUGAUUACAGCUUUGACGAUGAAGACUACGAUUACUACUAUAAUUACAGCAAUGAUAACGACGGGGCGGCCAGCCCAUCAAUCGCAUCUUCAAGACGUAGCUCUUUCUCAGUCGAAGAAGAGAUAAACUCGCAUCACAAUAAUAAUAGCAUCCCGAUAGUAUACCAGAAUUCGUUCUCAUAUAAUUCUAAUUCGGGAUUUUACGGAGCUCCAACUAUGCAAAAUAAAAAACGAUCACGACGACGAAGUCAUCAUGGACAUACAAGUGAGCAUGUGCACGCACAUCAUCAUCAUCGUAACUGCCAUUGCCAGCAACACAACACCUCCGCAAAGAAUGAGAAGAAAAGAAAACAUAAUAGCUAUCAAUCGUCGUCGUCAUAUAGUCCAUGCCGAAGUGUUACUGGAUUUGUGCUGUGGGCAAGAUUGACUUGGGUUAAAAGUAAGGAAGCAAAAACUAACGAGGAAGAGUUGAUUGGCUGUUGGCUUUAG
This is a messenger RNA of Ambispora leptoticha, 579 nucleotides long. Lineage: Eukaryota; Fungi; Glomeromycota; Glomeromycetes; Archaeosporales; Ambisporaceae. The record is from the annotation of a GenBank genome assembly.